AUGCCAGAGCCAUUGCCAGUCUACACCCAAGAUCCCCUGCCUGAGCCAGAGAUUCCUGCCACAGAACCACCUCAGUAUCUUCAACGUACACCUUUUCAAGAAGCAGCUCGUCUCAAAUCCCUCAAGGAAUGGGCUGAGAAACGCGAUAUGAUGAAUUCAGGCGGCUAUAUGGAAACCUUCCACAUCGGCGGCCAGACAGUGACAAACGGGCACUUAGUCCAACAAUCCUCUGCCUCUUCUCAAAACUAUCCCUCCGCAAGUCAAGAGAAGGAAGCUCUGGCUUCUCAAUACGGAGACGAUAGCUUUGAGCAAAGCGAAUCCAGACCUGGUGUUGGCAAACGCAUUUCGGGAUUUUUGAAGAGAAUCAGCCCGGCGGAGAGGGCGCAGCAGAAAGCUAUGGCUAUGAGUCCGGAAGAGGAAGCUGCUGAUGCGAAAAAGUAUCCCAUGUCGGAGGGUACUUAUAGUUGGGAGAAGUAUAAUCCGUCCAAGAAGUAG
Messenger RNA from Aureobasidium musti, 495 nucleotides. The record is from the annotation of a GenBank genome assembly. Lineage: Eukaryota; Fungi; Ascomycota; Dothideomycetes; Dothideales; Saccotheciaceae.